Molecule: messenger RNA, 510 nt
Organism: Asparagus officinalis (garden asparagus)
Lineage: Eukaryota; Viridiplantae; Streptophyta; Magnoliopsida; Asparagales; Asparagaceae
Exons: 1
Coding region: 44-490 (148 amino acids)
Source: RefSeq, a predicted model, not a curated record
CAAAGUGACCCCAAAGCUCUCCCAUGAUGUACCCAAAAUUGAAAUGGACGCAACUCUCUUUUCCUUCUCUUCCUCCAUUCGAUCUGCUAAACUCUCCACAAACCCGACCCGUUACCCAACCGUAUCGAAUCAGUUCCACCUCCGGAAGAAUCUGGUAAAGGUCCGAUCCGCUUCGAAACAAGACGGAUAUGGAUAUGAAUACGGAUUGGUCGACCAGAACAUGAUAGUUCUCCGGAAACGGAUGGAGGAGCUGCGGAUGACCGAAAGACUAGACCAGGAUCCGACUGAGGAGUGGACGGAGUGGGAGAAGAACUAUUAUCGGAGCUGUUACGUGUCGGAUGUUUGCCAAGCUGUCGGGUUGAUCCAAAUGUUCGCGAUGAGCGUGAGGCCAGGUGUCGCAUUGGGAUUGGUGGGCCUGAUUCUUUUGAGUGUGCCAGUUUCUGUGAUUUUGAUUGCGAUUCAUUUGUGUAAACUCAGGGUUGCUUAUUAAUUGAGAUUUUGCUUUACGAA